Molecule: messenger RNA, 5390 nt
Organism: Vitis riparia (riverbank grape)
Lineage: Eukaryota; Viridiplantae; Streptophyta; Magnoliopsida; Vitales; Vitaceae
Product: putative disease resistance protein RGA3
Exons: 15
Coding region: 74-3748 (1224 amino acids)
Biological process (GO): defense response to other organism
Molecular function (GO): ADP binding; protein binding
Source: RefSeq, a predicted model, not a curated record
UCCAACCAUUUUGAGAAGGUGUGCAGAGCAAAAGAUCACUUUUUCCUACUACGUUCUUUUGUUCUUCAAAAAAAUGGCGGAACAAAUUCCAUUCAGCGUCGUGGAGAAUGUUUUGAGCAGUUUAGGAUCCUCAGUUGUUCAAAAAAUGGGAUCCAUGUAUGGUGUUCGAACGGAGCUGAGGAAGCUUGAGGGGACACUGGGCACCCUCAAAGCUGUUCUUCUGGAUGCUGAGGAUCACCUGGAGAAAAGCCAUGCAGUGAAAGAUUGGGUGAAGAGGCUCAAGGGCGUUGUGUAUGAUGUAGAUGACUUGUUGGAUGACUUUGCAACCAACCGGUUGCAGCGAGGAGGGCUCGUCAGGCAGGUGAGUCACUUCUUCUCGUCCUCAAAUCAGGUUGCAUUUCGUUUCCAAAUGAGUGGGAGAGUCGAUGAUAUCAAAGAAGCACUUGAUGAAAUAAAAAAGGAUAUCUUUCUGUUGAAUGCUAUUCCACGAAGCACAAUUCACCCACGGGCAAAGAAUAUAGGGAGAGAGACCCACUCAUCCCCACAUUCAUCUAAUCUUAAUCCAAGAAAUGCAGAAAAAGAAGACCUAGUAAAAUUGUUGGUGUCGCCUGACAAAGAAAAUGUUUUCAUUGUUGCUAUAGUUGGCAUCGGGGGAUUGGGUAAGACCACUCUUGCUCAAUUGGUAUACGACGAUGAAAGAGUGAAAAAACAUUUUGAGUUUAAGAAAUGGGUUUGCGUUUCAGAUGAAUCUGGUGAGGGUUUUGGUGAAAGUGCGCUGCUAAAAAAGUUGUCAAAAUCUAAAAAUGAUGAGGGUGAUAAAAGUUCACAAAGUCCGUCAUUGGAUGAUUUGAAAAAUGAGCUUCACAAACAAAUAAGUCAAAAGAAGUACUUGCUAGUACUAGAUGAUGCCUGGAACAAUGAAAGUGAAAAUUGGGAGAAAGUGAGAACUCUAUUGGAGGUUGGUGCUAAAGGGAGUAAAAUUGUAGUGACCACCCGGAACGCUGAGGUUUCAUUUAUGGGAAAUAAUACUGUUCGUAUUAAGUUAGAAGGUCUAGACAAAGAUGAGUCUUGGAAUUUAUUUUCAAACAUCACAUUUGGAGGACAGACGAAUACAGUGAAUCCUGAGAUCAUAAAAGUUGGAAAAGAAAUUGUAAACAUGUGUAAUGGAGUUCCACUCAUCAUCAACACUUUAGGGAGAACAUUAAUGCAGUUUAAAUCAGACUUGUCCAAAUGGUUGUCUAUUCAAAGGAAUGAAAAUUUUUUAUCACUUCCACAUGGAAAUGAUAAUGUUCUACAGGUGUUGAAACUAAGUUAUGAUAAUUUGCCAACACAUUUGAAACAAUGUUUUACAUAUUGUGCUUUAUUUCCAAAAGACUAUGAAAUUGAGAAAAAAAUGUUGGUACAAUUAUGGAUUGCACAAGGUUACAUUCAAUCUACAAAUGGGAAUGAGCAAUUAGAGGAUAUAGGAGAUCAAUAUUUCAAAGAAUUAUUGUCAAGGUCAUUGUUGGAAGAGGUUAAAAAAGAUGAUUUUAAUGAUACAUUAAGUUGUAAAAUGCAUCACUUUAUACAUGAUCUUGCACAAUCAAUUGUAGGAUCUGAGAUCCUUGUUUUAACAAGUUAUGUAAAUAAGAUUGCAGAAGAAGCUCGUCAUGUAUCAUUUUUUGAAGAGGUAAAUCCCAUGAUAAAGGCUCUAAAGGGAAAACCCAUAAGGACCUUUCUGAACCUUUGUGAAGAUUUUUAUAAAGAUUGUACAAUUGUAAAUUCAAAUUUUCCAAGUUUUAUGUGUUUACGUGCAUUGAGUUUAAAUGGUAUGAAUGUAGAGAAGGUGCCAAAGUGUUUAGGCAAAUUGAGUCAUUUAAGGUAUCUUGAUCUUUCCUACAAUGAUUUUAAGGUACUUCCAAAUGCAAUUACAAGGUUAAAGAAUUUGCAAACACUAAAACUCAUAUGGUGUGACAGUUUAAAAAGAAUUCCAGACAAUAUAGGAGAAUUGAUCAAUCUGAGACACUUGGAGAAUAAUAGGUGCUAUGACUUGACUCAUAUGCCACAUGGAAUCGGCAAGUUGACUUUACUUCAAAGUCUACCAUUGUUUGUGGUUGGGAAUGACAUAGGGUGGUUAAAGAAUCACAAAAUUGGAAGCUUGAGUGAAUUGAAAGGCCUUAAUCAACUAAGAGGAGGGUUAUGCAUAAGUAAUCUUCAAAAUGUGAGGGAUGUUGAACUGGUAUCCAGGGGAGAAAUUUUGAAAGGAAAACAAUAUCUUCAGUCCUUGAGAUUGAAAUGGGAACGGUUGGGCCAAGAUGGGGGGGAUGAGGGUGAUAAGUCAGUGAUGGAAGGCCUUCAACCACACCCACACCUAAAGGAUAUCUUUAUAGAAGGUUAUGGAGGUACGGAGUUUCCAAGUUGGAUGAUGAAUGAUGGGUUGGGUUCCCUGCUUCCCCACCUAAUUGAAAUCGAGGUUUCAGGAUGUUCAAGAUGCAAAAUUCUGCCACCCUUUUCUCAACUCCCUUCUCUCAAGUCUUUGAAGCUUGAUGAUAUGAAAGAAGUGGUGCAGUUGAAUGAGGGUUCAUCAGCAACGCCAUUCUUCCCAUCUCUUGAAUCGCUUGAACUCUCUAACAUGCUGAAGUUGAAGGAAUUGUGGAGGAUGGACUUACUAGCAGAGCAACGUCCUUCAUUUUCUCAUCUUUCUCAAUUAGAGAUCAGAAAUUGCCAUAACUUGGCAUCCUUGGAACUGCAUUCAUCUCCUCAUCUUUCUCAAUUAGAGAUCAGUAAUUGCCAUAGCUUGGCAUCCUUGGAACUGCAUUCAUCUCCUCAUCUUUCUCAAUUAAAGAUCAGUAAUUGCCAUGACUUGGCAUCCUUGGAACUGCAUUCAUCUCCUUCUCUUUCUCAAUUAACGAUAGAUGAUUGCCCAAACUUGACAUCCAUAGAACUGCCGUCAUCUCUUUGUCUUUCUCAAUUAGAUAUCAAAAAAUGCCCUAACUUGGCAUCCUUCAAAGUGGCUUCAUUACCUUCUCUUGAGACACUAUCUCUGUUCACAGUUAGAUAUGGUGUGAUAUGGCAGAUAAUGUCUGUCUCUGCUUCUUCUUCGUUGAAGUCUCUGUAUAUUGAAAGCAUAAAUGAUAUGAUAUCUCUCCCGAAGGAGCUACUUCAACAUGUUUCUGGCUUGGUAACGUUACAGAUCCGUGAGUGUCCUAACUUGCAAUCCUUGGAACUGCCCUUAUCUCCUUGUCCUUCUCAAUUAAAGAUUGGAAAAUGCCCUAACUUGGCAUCCUUCAAUGUGGCUUCAUUACCUCGUCUUGAGAAACUAGUCCUGCGUGGAGUCAGAGCAGAGGUACUGAGGCAGUUAAUGUUUGUCUCUGCUUCUUCAUUGAAGUCUCUGCGAAUACAGGAGAUUGAUUGUAUGAUAUCUCUCUCAGAGGAGCCGCUUCAAUAUGUUUCCACUCUCGAAACUCUCUCCAUUGUUAAGUGCUCUGGUUUGGCAACAUUACUACACUGGAUGGGCAGCCUUUCCUCGCUUACGGAACUUAUUAUUUAUGACUGCUCUGAAUUGACAUCACUGCCAGAAGAGAUCUAUUCCCUUAAAAAACUGCAGACAUUUUAUUUCUGUGAUUAUCCACACCUAGAGGAAAGAUACAAGAAGGAAACAGGUCAAGACCGGGCCAAGAUUGCUCAUAUCCCACAUGUUCGUUUCAAGUGUGAUUUCUUUAUGAAAGUGAGGCUUGAAGGAAUUUUCGAGCUUGACAACAUUUUCUGAUGCUGUGCACUAAACUAAUCAUUUUACUUGGAGUUGUACAUUCUAAGAGUUUGAGGAAAUACUGAGGUCUGAGCUUGGAAUUCAUGGCUGCCCUGAAUUGACAUCACUGGCAGAAGAUAUGUUCCCUCAAAAACCUGCAGACACUUAACAAUCUGGAUCUGUUCACACUUAAGAGGAAAGGUGAAGACUAACCCAAGAUUGCUCAUAUCGCACAUAUUGAUAUCAUACAUCCAUGAAGAUUGAACUGAUACAGAAUGCCUUUCAGAUGAUAUGGUCCAAACUCAAAUUGAACAUUGCUCUUGUUUCGCAACAUUACUACACUGGAAAGGCAACUUCAACUCGCUUAUAGACCUUCCUAUUGGUGACUGCACUAAAUUGACGUCACUUCAGAAUAGAUGUGUUCCAGACGAAAAAUCUUUCAUUAUAUGCACCUACUUGCAAGAUACCAAAGGGAAAUAGGUCAAUACUUGCCCAAGAAUACAGAGGGCCACACUUAGUGAAGGUUUUGUCAAUACGAAGAACCAUGUCAGACAUAAGACUGACAGGUAAUGUGCAUAGAGUUUGCAGAAGAGAAGAAAGAUUUGAUCCUAGACAUUCCUAAAGAUCGAAAACUUUCAAAGCUGCCCAAGAUCCCACAGGGGGCCUUUAGAUUUAUUAAUGAGUUCCAAAUCAUUGUCUACCCUGAAUUUGAAUCACUGCUAGAAGGAUGUGCCGCUAAGCAUUCUCAUAUUCCUGAUAUGGAGUAGAAAUGGACUUCUAAUUCAUUAAGAGCUGAUGGGCUCUUUGAUUAUGCCAUCUAUAAUGUACUUCAGAUUUCACCUUGCUUAAAAAGCUUUUGAUUAUUCAUAUUUUCAAGAUGGCUAAGACAUUUGAUUGUGCUCAGAACUUCUGGUUUCUAUUAAAUUUAGGAUACCAACAAAUUAAGUGAGGAACACAUCUUACUAAAUCGUUUGUCAAUCUAUUCACCUUCCUGAUCUCAAGCUUCUUCAUGUUUGAAUUAAAACACCUUGGAGUACACAAACAAAAAUGAUGGGUUUGAUGAUUCUCACUUUGGUGCUUAGGUGCUUUGUUGGAUUUCAAUUCAGGGGAAAUUGUCAAGUUCUAUAUUUGUCUAGAAAGUUGGAAGAAGCAUUUAAUUUGACAUGAAGGUAAUGCAUUGGUAUUGUGUAGACGAAUCAAGCCUUCUUUAAUUGAGGAGAACCUUUUGCAAAAUAUUUCAGAACAUCACGAAGCUACAAAAGCACCAUUAUAGAGUACCCACCACAAGUCUAAUGUAGCAUGCUUCUCAACCUUCACAAUUACUUGCCUUACUUAAAGCUUGGGGAGAUGCUUGUGCGUUGCCUGUGACGAGUACAGUUAUGAUUCCAGAUGGGACAUAUGCCAUGGGGUAAAUAACCAUUGGAGGCCCUUGCAAGACUCCUAUCAAUUUCAUUGUCCAAGGCACUGUGAAAGCCUCUGUGGAUACCAGCAAGUUCAAGGCUGAAGGUGGUUGGAUUGCUUUCCAACAAAUUGACCAGUUCAUAUUGUCUGGUGGUGGAGUUUUUGAUGGCCAAGCAGAAUCUGAGGUUCAACUUCAUCACCAAUAGCAUGGUCAAGGACAUAACAUCAAGAGACAGCAAACAGUUUCAUAUCUUUUGGGGUG